Messenger RNA from Exaiptasia diaphana, 2456 nucleotides. RefSeq names its product neural Wiskott-Aldrich syndrome protein. The record is from RefSeq and is a predicted model, not a curated record. Gene Ontology annotation, biological process: actin filament organization; regulation of Rho protein signal transduction. Gene Ontology annotation, molecular function: actin binding; small GTPase binding. Lineage: Eukaryota; Metazoa; Cnidaria; Anthozoa; Actiniaria; Aiptasiidae. The coding region runs from base 145 to 1575 and encodes 476 amino acids. The transcript has 11 exons.
AAUCACAGUACAAUGAAUAUCUUAAUGGUCAUCGGACCAUGAUAUUUAUGACGGUCACCCUAUGUUCGGCUGUGUUUCCGCAAAUAAAGUAUGUGGUAAAACGUUUCUAAACUCUACGGUGAAAGCAACUAAAUUAUAUCCAAGAUGGGCGAAAAGAACAAGGAAAAUAAGAGGUCCAUUCUGCUCACUAACGAUGAGAAUGAAAUCAUUGUCAGCAUGCUUGGUCAUAAAUGUCAGACUUUAGCAACUGCAGUUGUUCAACUGAUGGCUGCAUUUCCUGAAUCCAGGGAUCGAUGGACGAAGAAAACGACUGGUGUAGCCUGUUUUGUAAAAGACAACCCCAAACGAUCGUACUUCAUUCGCGUCUACGAUGUCAUGGUGGGUUGCAUGAUAUGGGAACAAGAGCUUUAUACCACUUUCAAGUACAAUGUGGUCCGUCCGUUCUUCCACACUUUUGCUGCAGACAAAUACAAUGUCGGCCUGAAUUUUGCAAGUGAAGAAGAAGCGACGACGUUCAAACAACCAAUAUUAUCAUUGCUACGAAGGAACGAAGCCAAGAAAAGAAAGAGAGAAGAAGAACGCAAGAAUCAAAAAAACAAACAAAUACAGACUCCUGGUCCUCAAAAGUUUGACAGUGGUGACAAUGUUGAUGGCAAAAGACCACAAGCUGUUGUGAGGAAGAAAAAACGGAAAAUAACCAAGGAAGAUAUUGGUGAACCAGCUGAUUUUAAACACAUUGAGCACAUAGGAUGGAACCCAGAAGCUGGAUUCAGUCUAAAUGUUGACAUGCAGGAUGAAAAGUGGAAGACACUUCUUAAUGAAAUAGGCGUGACUAAACAACAACUUAGUCAAAAGUCCACAAGGGAAUUUAUCUAUGAUUUUGUACAAAAAAAAGGAGGCAUUGAUGAAGUUACCAAAAAAAUUCGACAAGAAAUGCGACCUCAAGGUCCUCCUCCGCCUCCUCCUUCUAGAGGAUCAUCGCAACCUCCAGACAGAAGUGCUCCUCCUCCUCCACCACCUCGUGGGUCUGUCCCGCCCCCACCUCCACCUGCAAGGGCGGGCACACUACCUCCACCACUUCCUUCAAGGGGUGCCGGGCCACCACCGAUACCACGAGGGACCCUUCCAAUGGGUGGUGCUCUACCUCCUCCUCCUCCACCACCACCACGAGCAAUGGGAGCGCCACCACCACCACCACCACCUCCUGGUUUUCCACCUCCUGGUUUUGGAGGUAGUCCUGGUGCUCCUCCUCCACCACCCCCUAUAGCUAGUGGUGGCAGAGGUGACCUGUUGAUGCAGAUUCAGCAAGGAAAAGCAUUGAAGUCUCUAGGUGAAGAAACAAGGAGGAAAUCAAAUGCUGGAGAUCGUAGUGAUCUCCUAAGUGAAAUCCAUAAAGGAACUACCCUCAGAAAGGUGUCACAAGUAGAUGGACCCAAACCAGAGGCUGAAUCUGGCGGCAUUCUAGGAGCUCUCCAGUUAGCCUUAUCAAAGAGAGACAAUGCUAUACAUUCAUCAGAUGAUGAUUCUGAUUCUGAGACGGAGUAUGACAGUGAUGAUGAUGAAUGGAAUGACUAAUCAACUGGAACAGUAAAACUUAGAUAUUCUCAAGCCUCUGUUCGAACUUUUAAGGCAAACAAUUUAGUGUAAAAUUUCGGGUUACUCAUAGUAAAGAACUAUUUAAAAUAAUAAUAAUAAUGAUGAGCUAUGAAUCUUAGAGAAUUCAAAGAAUUCAAAGCUGUUAUUGACACAUGACAUAAUUACGUCACAACAAAACAUUCAAAUUCUAAGGUUUAUUGUCGCAAGCGAGGGACAGAAUCAAUGCAUAUCAAAGAAAAUGGCGGGCAAUCACUAAUACAUGAUCGAAAUUUGAUACUUUGAAGACUUUUAAAUGUAAAUAGAGCCAAAUUUCCACUGUUUCAGAGCAUCUAUAUUUCAUAUUUUUACUGUAAGGAUACUGUGACUAUAGGCCAAUAGUUCGUGAGGCAUAACAGGAUUCAAAAUGAAAAUGAGCUUAAAACGAAUUACUAUUAAAAAGGGCAAGAAUUGAGUUCGACGUAUGAACCGAAGUAAUGAUUAAUCAUUAAUACCGAUAUGCUUUUAAACACUUCUAUUACCAGAAAAUAAUGAGAUAAAGUGAGCCAAAUGGUUAUUAAUACCAUAAUGAAAAUCCAUUAUGUUGAAUACUUAACACGGAAUAGUAUAGCAGCUCUUUAAUUUUCUUUCGCGGUUUGUAUGGUUUUACUCAACAGUCGGCCAUUAGAAUUUUCUCUCCGGCGAUGUUUUACACUCUUCUGUACUUUUAUUAUUAUAUCGAAAAUCAUGCACAAGGGAAAACAGCAGAGGUAGACUUAGAGUGCCUUUAUAAUAGUAUAACAAAAAAAAGUAUAAAUAAUGUUUCAUUCAACGAAAAGCGCGAAACUGAAUAAUGAAUAAAGAGUCCCAAGGGCUUAAAUGUA